AUAAUCUGUUGGCUCAGAUCUGUUGCUGCCACACCCUGUGCCUCUCAGGGUCCCUGGGUCCUACUGCAAUUAGCAUGUGCCUUGCCUCUCACCUACAUGACCCCGGAAAGUGGCUGCUGGGGAAGGCUACUGCAUGCAAAAUGGAUUCUCUUCCCUGCUCUUUGGGGGUAAAGCUGGCUCAGGGAUCCUUAGCUGCAGGAGGAGGGGCUGGCAGGCCUGAACUGCAGUUGGACUUCGUAGCCAAGAGUUUUCUGGUUUUCAUUAAAAUUCUCUGGCUGUCUUUCGGGAUUGCUCCAUUGACUGUGAUUCAGUGCUGGAGCUGGUUGUGCUGUUCUCUCAGCUACACACACCCAUCGAAACCACAGUGAUCCUGAGGACGAGAGAAAAGUGAAGCUGUGUAAAUGAGUAUGGAAGAUUAUGAUUUCCUGUUUAAAAUUGUUUUAAUUGGCAAUGCUGGUGUGGGGAAGACGUGCCUAGUCCGACGAUUCACUCAGGGUCUUUUCCCCCCAGGUCAAGGAGCCACAAUUGGAGUUGAUUUUAUGAUUAAGACAGUGGAGAUUAAUGGGGAAAAAGUAAAGCUUCAGAUCUGGGACACAGCAGGUCAAGAGAGAUUUCGGUCCAUUACCCAGAGUUAUUACCGGAGCGCCAAUGCCUUGAUCCUCACCUAUGACAUCACCUGCGAGGAAUCCUUCCGCUGCCUUCCUGAGUGGCUGCGGGAAAUAGAACAAUAUGCCAGCAACAAGGUCAUCACUGUGCUAGUCGGCAACAAGAUUGAUCUGGCUGAAAGGAGAGAGGUCUCCCAGCAGAGAGCUGAAGAAUUCUCCGAGGCUCAGGACAUGUAUUAUCUGGAGACCUCAGCCAAGGAAUCUGAUAACGUGGAGAAACUCUUCCUUGACUUAGCUUGCCGCCUCAUCAGUGAAGCCAGGCAGAACACACUUGUGAACAAUGUAUCGUCACCCUUACCUGGAGAAGGGAAAAGCAUCAGCUAUUUGACUUGUUGUAAUUUCAACUAAAGGCUGAGGCAAGCAGAAACAAAAGAAAUCAGCAGCUGCCCCGCUGGGCCCUGAGUUGCUGGGGAGAUCUGGCCAUGAUGGUGGCUCCUGCUCGCAGACCUUCUGACUCCUGUGGCUCCUGAGUUUACAAAGCGUGGCAGGCCAUGGGCCUCGCCCACAGGCCGGCAUUAGCAAAAUAUAAUAACGGUUUGACCCUUUUGCAGUCUGGAGUCAGAGCAAGGAGAAAAUUGCACUACGCGCUCCAUGACCUGCAGAGCAUGUUGCUUUUGUUUUUUUUUAAAAAAAGCAAGUAAAAGCGCAUUUCUGAACUCAGUCCAGGGGAAUCCCUCCUGCACAUCAGUGGGUGCAUGUGGAGGGCUGUUCUUUAGGGCUUCGGGGGGCCCUGAUUUUCUUGUCCACCUGAUAAACCCAAACUACGGAGGCCAAGAACUGUCUCUGCGGUACGUGCUGACGACCCCGUGGAGAUUUUGAAAAGUGUUAUUUCUCUCGUCCACAGGCACUUUCAAGGACUUUGGGAUGUACAAAUGAAAUGAAACCCUUACCUGACCAACAGUUAACAAUUAUUGUUUUAAUAAUAUAUACAAGCUCCAUGACUCCUUUUGGUGCUAAUGAUUCCACUGUUUCACAGACCAAACCUUUUAGUAAUUGAUGUCCUUACAUGUAUUUCAUAGAAAUAAAAAAAAAUAAGGGAAGCCCAUGAAUCAGCACUCUUUUCUCAAAGUCUCAUUGCUACCUUUUCUAGGGUGGAUUGGUUGGAAAAGAGAAUGCUUUCCUUUCUUGUUUCCCUCUAAAUCUUACCAUUUUCUUCUAAUUCUCCCAUCUUUUCUGCCCUUUAAGCAAAUGAAAAAAUUUGAAAAAAAAAUUGUUGAUAAUAUUUUAAUAUAAAAGAUUAGGUCUAAGACAUUAUGAGUAGUAGGAGAAAACAGACCAGAUCUGACCAAAAUACUGUGGAUUCAUGGACUGCGAGUUCCAAGCAGAGCACAGUCCUUCAUAGCAGGUCACAUCUUUUACUUUCUGGUUCUAUCCAUCUUGGACAGACCAAGGCUUAGGAUUUUGUAGACAUUUUUAGUAUGAUAGGUGAGAAUAACAAUACAUGAAAACUCUCAUGAGCCGUUUUUGUAUCUUCAAUGAUAACCUUAGAAAAUUUCUGCUUGUGGAAGCAGGUGGAAUUGUCAUUUGUCACCUCCUUCUUGUAGGAAUGUUCCUCUCAGACCAUAUAUUCUUGCCUGGUUUUUUUUUUCUCCUCUCUUUCUGUCCUGGUCUCCCCCUUCUUUUCUUCUUCCCUCCCUCCCCUCUCCUUCCUUCACUCUUCCCCAUCUCCUCCUUUCCUGAUAUGCAUGUGUUACUGCAAAUCUCCAAUUCAAAUGGAGGUGUAUAUGCCUUUACUUAGCCAAUUUAAAACCAGGACUCAAAAUGGAAGAUGUGCUACUGAAUACGUUACUAUUUCUUCAGUGCCAUACUUUGAUACCUUCCAAUUUGUUCACUGAUAUAAAUGCAAAUUGGGGAAAAUAAUUAAACAUGUAUGCUGUUGAUGCUGUCAGAUGUUUAUAUAGCUUGCUGCUUAGCAUAACUGAGGGAUGAGUAAUGGAAUAAGGAUAGGAUGUGUAAUUCCACUGUUUUUGUAGAUGGUGGCAAUCUCGGUCCUGAUACUUUGAUGUUUGAAAGCUAUUUAAUUUUAAAGAAAUGAGUCAUGUAGAGACACGAUACUGAUAAAGAAUUUCUAGCAUUUCUCUAGCAGGUUUCUGUGACCCACCCAUCUCUUGCCCACGGGGACGAUACAUAUUGUUUAAGGGACUGAUACUUUUGGUUGGCCUCACUGUGUUUGUCGUGAUCCUGUGGUAAGAGGAUUCCAGAAGUUCAAAUUGCUUUUACCUUACAAUCUACAGGAAAGAAAACUCAUUUUAAUAAACACCAACCACAGUAAUUUAUAUCUGCUGCCUUUCUCUCCCCAUCUUCCCCACUAAGGCAGCAAGUAUUCAGAAAACAAGUUGAUCAAGGUGGGCAGAACUUCUCUUUUUUAAAUUGUGAGGCAAUGUCCCUAAAUUCAGGUGUAUUAUUUUUCAGUUAGGGCAAAAAUCCAGUUACCCCAAUACAUCAAGACCCAGCUUUAUCUCCCAGCAGCAAGUGUGUUGAAAAUGAAUUUGCUUUGUUAACUUAGAGGAUAGGAAUUUGUUAGAUGGGACACAUUUAGUUGUAAAAUAAAAGCUUCUAGAGCCACUCUUGCAUUCUGAAAUUCUUAUUCCUUCGGGCUCAGCCUCCUCUAUGGACCCUUGGCUGUACUCAGAAGGGGAUCAGAAAGCUCCCCUCUUGGUUCCUUUCUAGCUUGUAACCCCUCCCAGCCUCUCUGUGAUUUACAGUCACCCAUCCAUGGCCCAUCAGCAGGGACACAUGAGAAUGUAGGGCUUUGUUUCUUUCUUUCUUUUCCCCUUGGUUGUCAGAUUCCCCUUGAAUGCCAGAUUAGGCCUUAUGAACACUUGUUCCUUGAUGUAUCUCAAGUUUGAGAAUAAUCCCUGGCAAUAUUGUAGGUUCUCAAUUAUUAGUUGAAUAAAUGACUCGGUGCCAAGAGGAACCUUUUUUGGUUAAAUAGACAUUUUUCAAAUAGAACUCGGGAAAGGACACUAAUUAAACAUGCUCUUUUUAACCCAGGCCAGGACCUAAACUUAUUGGUUUGCCUAGUAGUUCUUACUGUCACGGCAUUAUUUGCUGAGACUUCUUCAAUAAAAGUGAAUUCUCAUUUAAUGGUGGAUGAAAAAGAGAGUUGCUUUCUCAAUUCAUUUUGGUUUCAUCUGACUCAUAAGACUACCAUGCUUCCAUUUUUGGUGUGAUCUUUUUCUUUUUUUAAUAAAGUUACUAAAUAUAUGGCAAUUUUUUUUUCUUUCCAGUGAAACUGUAUCAUAGUCAUGUCAUGGAGUCAGGCCUGGGAGAAUGUGUGAAAUCAUAUAGCUUGCUGAUAUUAAUGAUGUUUUAUUGUGGCUUUGUGUAUACUGUAUCCUCAAGGGAUGUUGUGCUUUCUCCUAUACCUAUGCAAGGCUUUUUAUUUUUUUAUAUGCUUUUAUUAGGUCUGUUAAAUUAUGUUAACAUUUAAUUUUGAUUGUACGGGACCAAUUAUCCUUUCUGUGGAUCACUUAGAUUAGGCUAUUAGCUUUUCCUGGCCUUUAUUUUUCCCUUUUAGUCAUUUCAUGUUCACAUCUCUUCGUGAGUAAAGUGGCGAGAAAAUAACUAAAAAUGAAAGUCAAAUGGAUUGAUUUGACAAUGUGUCAAUUUCUGAUUUAGAGUUUGGUGAGAAAGGUAAAAAUCACAGGCCAAAAUAAGAUAUUUGGAUUAGGAUUAUUGAAGCAAUUUGGACUUGUUGGAAGGAGGAGACAGAAUUUAACAGAAGACUGGAUUCUUUUUCUUUCUUCUGUUCUUUUUUCUAUUAUAUAUGCCUUUGGAGGACCCUGUUGAGUUCCACUGUUAGAUCAGUGAUUUGCCUCAUUUACCCUUUUAGCUAUACCAUAAUUCUUCCAGAUUCAACAUCAAGUUUUAGUUAAUGAGUCAUUCUGAAUAAAUACAAGUUGUAAGUGAUUUUGAAUUGGCCUUUUGACUAAAAUGAAAACAUCUUUUUUUUAAUAAACGAAGCCACAGAAUAAGAUAUCAUCUUAUAUUCAGAACAAAGACUUUUUCAUUUCUCCCCUCCCCCUACCCCCACUGUAUAUCAAACCAAUGGCUUUAAAGAUAAGACAUUUUCUAUUUCCUAAUCCUGCAGAACUCUUGUGUAUUUCAUGUUCAUUAGUACUUUAGGGACCCAUGCCCUGUUAGUCUCUGGAAGAGCUCCUCCAGGGUUUGCCCUUUGUUUUUUCUAGAAUUUUUUUAACUGCAACUGGUUACUUACUUUCCUCAUCCACAGCCCUGACAGAUGUGUUUCAAUGAAACUAUAAUAAUACUUUUAAGACUUAACUAGAAAAUCAAAAGCAGUGAAAAACCUUCCUUCAUAAGCAGUAUAGUUGAACACUAAUUCUGGGAUAAGAGAGGGUGUGUUUUCUUUCUUCUUUUUGGAUUUCAUUUCUGUCACAUGAGCCUAUUACGUUUGGCAGGAAAACUGCCUUCUCUUACAUUCUUCACACUGGGUAGAAAGCAUACUGAAUUAAGAACUUACUAUUUCUUCAAACAACUAAUUAAUAUAGUAAUUAAUAUAGUUAGACCAAGGGAGAUGACACUUUAUCUUUCCUAAGUCCAUGAUGUUGGAAUGUUGUAAUCAUUCUUGGAAGCCAUACUUUGGAAUUAAAAACAAAAUGGAGGCAUAACAAAGAUGGUGAAGGAAUUUAGAAUUUAAGACAUUUGAAGACUAUGUGAAGAAUUUGGGGCGACUGAGCCGGGAAAGAGAGAGAACUACAAUUAGUACAUUAGAGCAAGUCUCUGAAAUUCAAAGGGGUUGAAAUGAGGUUCACUCAAUAGAGGCCACUGAACCACAGAUUUGUUAGGGAGAACAUGCUCAAAAAGAUGGUUCCCCAUGAAAGGGGCUGCUUCGAGUAAUAGUUUCUAUCACGUAGAGGCUAGAAAGAACUCAGCAAAGAUGAUGUGGAAAGGAUCCCAGCAUUGGCUGGGGGUUGGACCAGAUGACCUAUUAACAUUCUAUUUGCAGUACUUUGCCCCUCAUAACAUGUUUAAAUAUUUGUUGACCCAGAGCUAAUGAUUUUUUUUG
Hipposideros armiger (great roundleaf bat) is the source of this 5694-nucleotide messenger RNA. RefSeq names its product RAB30, member RAS oncogene family (gene RAB30). Gene Ontology annotation, molecular function: GTP binding; GTPase activity. The record is from RefSeq and is a predicted model, not a curated record. NCBI's taxonomy places the organism in Eukaryota, Metazoa, Chordata, Mammalia, Chiroptera, Hipposideridae. The transcript is spliced from 5 exons. Gene Ontology annotation, biological process: Rab protein signal transduction. The coding region runs from base 402 to 1013 and encodes 203 amino acids.